GGUAGUGUAUACUUUUGUAAAAUGUUUUUAUAUAUGACUGCACAUAACAUUCAUGUCAGCUUCUCUCGGCUCUGGUUCUUUCAGUCUGUGUUAAGGCGUGAUGUUGUGGUUGUUGGUAAGCCCCCUCGUAGCCCUGUGAUGUCUAGGAGGUCCUGCGGCUCGCCUGUUAGAGGUCAAAACUUUUCGCCAUCUCAUAGGUUCCAAAGACAAGCAUAUGUUCAUGAUCCGCUUCAAGGUGCAGGGGAACCAUUCCAAGCCCUGUAUAACUACAUGCCACGAAAUGAAGAUGAGCUGGAACUGAAAGAGGGUGAUGUUGUUGACGUCAUGGAGAAGUGUGAUGAUGGAUGGUUUGUGGGAACAUCCAGGAGAACAAAGUUUUUUGGAACCUUUCCUGGGAACUAUGCGAAUCGGCUAUAAGUGGACUUUUCAAGUACACAUCUCUGAUGGUCCUACAUCUACUGAGGAGAGCUGAACAAUGUCACCUACAGCUACCUGCUGGAAUUAGCAUGACAUGUUCCAGUCAUCAACCUGUGGAAAGUGAUGAAACUGAUGAAAGGCCAAUGGCCUUCGAGGUGUUAUUAUUACACUGUUUAUGUCAUUUGGUUCAAAUAUGCUGAUAAUUAAAUUCUGAAAGCAUUACAUUAAUUAGGAAUUUCAGUAAAUGCUUUAAAACAUUUGGUUGCCUACAUUUUUCCUCAUAGUUGAAAGAAAUCAGUUUGCUUGCCUUCUCGUU
Sinocyclocheilus anshuiensis is the source of this 733-nucleotide messenger RNA. RefSeq names its product sorbin and SH3 domain-containing protein 2-like. Bases 22 to 417 code for a protein of 131 amino acids. The transcript has 4 exons. Lineage: Eukaryota; Metazoa; Chordata; Actinopteri; Cypriniformes; Cyprinidae. Gene Ontology annotation, molecular function: protein binding. The record is from RefSeq and is a predicted model, not a curated record. Gene Ontology annotation, cellular component: plasma membrane.